This is a messenger RNA of Lutzomyia longipalpis, 3464 nucleotides long. It is a transcript of the gene 14-3-3epsilon, whose product is annotated as 14-3-3 protein epsilon. The record is from RefSeq and is a predicted model, not a curated record. NCBI's taxonomy places the organism in Eukaryota, Metazoa, Arthropoda, Insecta, Diptera, Psychodidae. The transcript has 5 exons. Gene Ontology annotation, cellular component: cytoplasm. Bases 121 to 891 code for a protein of 256 amino acids. Gene Ontology annotation, biological process: signal transduction.
UUAAUGGGAUCGCUUGCUACUUGGCUGUCAGUGUCAGGGUGCGGCCAUAUUGAUUUUGUGUUUAAAAGCCAGUGUUGAGUGUAAUUUUGUGUUUGAAAUAGAAAUCUCAAAUCAUCGAAAAUGGCUGAGCGUGAAAACAAUGUCUAUAAAGCGAAAUUGGCUGAACAAGCCGAGCGCUACGAUGAAAUGGUUGAUGCAAUGAAGAAGGUCGCGUCCAUGGAUUUGGAGCUGACAGUGGAGGAGAGGAACUUACUGUCUGUUGCCUAUAAGAAUGUGAUUGGGGCACGACGAGCAUCUUGGCGCAUAAUCACCUCUAUUGAGCAAAAGGAGGAGAAUAAAGGUGCGGAGGAGAAAUUGGAGAUGAUUAAGAAUUAUCGUGGACAGGUUGAGAAGGAACUCCGUGAUAUCUGUUCGGAUAUUCUUAAUGUGUUGGAGAAGCACCUUAUUCCCUGUGCAACCACCGGCGAAGGUAAAGUGUUUUACUAUAAAAUGAAGGGUGACUACCAUCGCUAUUUGGCUGAAUUUGCCACGGGUGGUGAUCGCAAGGAAGCCGCUGAAAAUUCCCUAGUGGCCUACAAGGCAGCCAGUGACAUAGCAAUGACAGAUCUUCCACCAACACAUCCUAUUCGAUUGGGUCUGGCACUGAAUUUCUCGGUAUUCUACUAUGAAAUUCUCAACUCACCCGACCGUGCCUGCCGCCUAGCUAAAGCUGCAUUUGAUGAUGCCAUUGCCGAACUUGAUACCCUCAGCGAAGAGAGCUACAAAGAUUCAACGCUAAUAAUGCAAUUACUGAGGGACAACCUCACGCUUUGGACAUCUGAUAUGCAAGGAGACGGUGAAGGUGAACAGAAGGAACAAAUUCAGGACGUCGAAGACCAGGACGUAUCGUAAUUUAGGUGUUUUAAUCCUAAUUAAUUUUAAUUAUAAGAAUAAUUAAAAAAUAAUAAAAAAAGAUAAAAAAUAACUUAUUAGUUAUAUAAGCAUUGAGAAAGUGUAAUUGUUUCAUCUUAAUAAAAAAAACACAACAAUCCAAAAUAAAAAAAAAGAAAAAAUCUAAUGUAAUGGAUUAUGAUGGAAAAAAAUAAUAAUAAAAUAAUACAAAAAAUAUAGAGGUUAGCAAGAAUGAAAAAAAAAACCAACAAAAUCUCUUUUUCUAAAUUAUUAAACAAAAAAAAACAUCAGCAACACAUCAUCAACAUACAAUAUUAGCUCUAAAUUAAAAUAAUAAUAAAAAAAAGAAUGAAAAAGAAGGAAAAAAAUGAAAAAGUAAAGAAUUGAGGUGAGAAACCAUUACAUUGCAGACUUUGUAAUAACUGAUAAGAUAAGAAAAAAUAUAAAUACUUGGUGUUACCACUUAUGUGGGAUACCAACUAAUAUUAUUACUUUAAAUUACGGCAUAACGAAGAUAAAAAAAAUAUAUAAAUUACUUACACAAUUAUUAAAAAAAAAAGAAAAAAAAAGUUAAUUUCAUGAAGCUUAUAUAAUAUUGAAAAAAUGAGAAUAGAAGUGUUAAAAAAAAUCAUCAGUGGUAGUGAAACAAAUAGAUAAAAAAAGCAGUAAGUAAAAUGAGAAAAUCAGGCAUUAAAUUUGGUAUUAUAAAUUAUGAGGAAAAGUAAAACCAUCGUAGUCUUUCGUGGAGAUAAAAAAAAACAAGAAACAUACAUUGCUAUUAUUAGGUUACAAUGAAAACUUAAUAAAUUAACAGUGGUAUGUGUCACAGUAUAUAUACUAAAUUAAAUAUAGUGUAUUGAGUAUAAAAAUUAAUGAAAAAAAAAACAAGUAGAAAGCAUUGCCGUUUGAACUUUUUUUUUAAAGAUUUAAUUUUCAUUUUAGUUGGUAACUGUAUAACAUUGCAAAAAAAAAAGAGAAAAAGAAGGAAGAAAGUGAAGAUAAACAGUGGAGUGUGUAGAUUACAAUAUUUUUUUUCUUGCUAAUUUCAAGAAUGAGGAGAGGACUAUUUCUUAUAAUAAUAAUAAUAUUUAAAUGCACGAAGAGAGACAAAAAACUUCUGAAAUGUGAAUCUGCAUUUCAUCUCAAUUUUUGAACGGUAUUUUACAAUAUAUAUAUUUUAUUUUAUUAAUAUUUUUAAGAUACAUAAGAUUGUCUACAAUUUUUCUCCUCCAUCCCCACAAUUUUUUAAGGAAUAUACUAUCCACAAAAAUUAAUAAAAGAAAAUGUUCCAAAAUUAACGUACAAAGUAUAUUUUGAAAAAAAAAAAAUAUUUGAAACGUUUGUGAAUUGUAAGGAGUUUAUUUUGUUUCUGUAUGGGAAAACCUGUAUUAUUCGCAAAAGGAAUAAUCCGUAAGAAGGGUAAGAAGAGAUUCAAAAGAAAAUCUGUUUCCUCGAUUAAAGGGAUUUCUGUAUAGGGUGCGGGUAAACUCCUUUUUGUCUAAUAUUUUAAAUAGAUUUUGUAAAUAGGUCAGCUUAUCGCGGAGGUUAAAUUCGAAAGAACUUCUAAAUUGGUAUAAAUUCCAAUACCGAUUUAGAAGAUUUUACGUUUCAACCUCUUCCUUCAUCCAUACAAGUUUUUUCUGUUUUGUCAUUAAAGAAAAUUAAUUAAUUUGACAAAUUUAGAGCUAUAAAACUAAAUAAGAAUCAAAAUAAUUUUCCAAAUGAUUUAUUUUUCCAAUUUUGUACCUUAAUUUUGGAACAUUCUACGUGACUAUAUAAAAUCUUCAGCUUUAGUAACUCAAUAUAUUUUUAUGACAGUAAAAAUUAAAAGAAAACAAAAAAAGGAAUGGAAUAGUAAAAGAGAAAAACAAAGGAAUAGGUACAUUUCUAACACUACAGCAAAUAAUAAAAAAAGGAAAAACUGAGAAAAAAAUGCUUUAAAACACGAAACAUUUCCAGACAUUUUAAAUUAACAAAAAAAAAUAUUUUCUACAUUUUUUUUAAUAAUAUUUUUUCUUGUUCAGUAAAUUCUAAGGAAUCUAUAAGAAUGUGUAUUGCAACUUUCUCAAGAAUAAAAAGACACACAAAAAAUACAAUCCAGUAUGUAACCUCUUUUUAGGCACAAGAAUGAAUUUUUUUAAGUGAUGAAUUUCAAUGUCUUAUUUUGUCUUUUUAAAAAGUUAAAAAAAAAUGGUAUAAAGGAAUUCCUGAACACUAUACAAUUUUAAAGAAUAAAAUGAAGAAAAAAAAUGAGUUGACAAUUUUUAAAAGAAUAAAAUGAAGAAUUUAUAACAUGAAGAAGAAAAGAUGAAAAAAAAUAACCUUAAGUUUAUCAAAGAAAUUUUUUUUCUUUUCGCUCAUUUUUUUUAAAUGCAAAAGAGAAUGGAAAAUGAUAAAAAAAAUAGUACCAUAAUCCUUGAGAAUAUAUAUUUUUUUAAUUUUUUGCUCUUGUUUAUUCCAAUCUGUUAUUUAUUUUUGUUGCAUAAUGCGAAAUCCUUCGUGGAUUUCUUUCGAUAAAAGAACGACUCUAAAUUUUUAAGUGAAAAAAAUAAAAAUGUGUAUGAUAAAUCCUG